This is a messenger RNA of Opisthorchis viverrini, 1695 nucleotides long. RefSeq lists its product as hypothetical. The transcript has 7 exons. The record is from RefSeq and is a predicted model, not a curated record. Lineage: Eukaryota; Metazoa; Platyhelminthes; Trematoda; Opisthorchiida; Opisthorchiidae. The coding region runs from base 1 to 1275 and encodes 424 amino acids.
AUGUUACCUACGCCGGGUUGCAUACCCUGUCCUGGUUACUUCAUUUUAUCUCAUUUCAGUUGGAAGCUUUUGUGGAUGACCUUUUCGCAGUUCACCACAAGAUUCGAGAUUGAAUUUCUACCCGUCUACAAUCCCAACUCCGAGGAGCGUAUGGAUCCCCGACUAUAUGCCAAUAACGUGCGAUCCAAGAUGGCAGAGGCUUUGAACAUCCCAACUUGUGAUCUGUUGUACGAUGACUUUUGUCGAUUUCAAAUAGCCAACGAAUGUGGUCUGCCUGAUCCAGAGGGUAUGGUUUACCUGCAUGCACUCCUUCGCACUGCAUUCUCUUUUGAACGGUUUGAAGACCCACGGCAAUGCGAAAAUGCGGGUUACCGAGACUGGGUCCACGUACGCCUGGAGAAAUUACUCUCCAUUGCGCGACACAAGAGUUAUUUAUCACAACUGGCCUUCAUCAAUGCAAUCUUUCCAAACGUGCAGCCCAAUGAACGUGAGACGUUUUUGCUCAACAAGGCAGUCCAACAUUACACCACCGAGUCCUCGACUGGGGUGGAUUUUCGAAUGUUCAUCACACGAGCUUGCCUGUUCCUCUUCGCCUCAGACUUGCGUACGGCUAUACGAUAUGCUGUCAAAGCUUUCCCCCCCAAGGAACCCUAUUUCCCCAACUCACCAACUGAACCUCUUGCGGUGAGCAGCGGGUCGUAUGACCGGAUCCGAACCUGGGCCAUCAGGCACUCUGAUGCAAAGCAGUUGAUACUGUACGUUUUCAACGCACAACAACAGAGUACUGACAUCUUCGAACUGAUCAACCUUUCAGUUGAAUACUUUGAUCAGGAUCCCAUGACCAGCGAGAUCAAUGAGUCUGCACCUGUUCAUCCUGACCGUUUAUAUGCAGCUUUGAACGCCGUUCCCCUACCAUUUCCAAGGAGUUACCUCCAGUUUGAAACACUACUUUCCAAAACGUUGGGCAAACGCGGUCGUCCACUGCUGCAUAUCGAUGGGACUAUCACAAGUGAUCUGCAAGCCAGUAAGUGUAGUUUCAACACGUCUGAGCUUGCCUCAUAUCGGCGAUCUACUUCUGCUGGGACAUGCAAUAGUGACGCUCUUAGUGAACCUUGUGUUACAAAUAGUUCGGAUAAAAGUCGCAAAUCGCUACCGUACGCUGUGUUCUCAUCUACCCCACCGCUCGUUGAUUCGAACCACAAUCAGACUUGCGCUGCUGCCUACAGACGAACGCUACCGAGCUCACCAUUCGGUAACAAACUUGGCAACACCUAAUCAUUUUGAGCCGUUUAUCAAGACUCGCAAUUAUACAGCGUUCAACUUUUUGUCACUUUUUCCAGUUCAAUUGUUCUGUUCAGAUUAUGUUUGAACCUCUACUCCUAUCUGGUUGUCUACGUUAUGAAAUUCAUAUUUUUCUUGUUGAUUGGACCCUGUCACCCGACAGCAAAGGCUUCCAUGUUCUUUCCUGUGCGCGCUUGCUUUGCAUUGCGAUUACCCUUGCACAUUCGCCCUCCCAAUUCGCGGCAUUCAGCCGCAUCCAUGUUUUUCGUCUGCCUUCCAUUUGUUCGAUCCGUACGUUCACCAGUUCGUGUAAUAUUUUUGUUGAUUCUCCUAAUAGAGCCUCUUAUCCCUUGUUCUUUUCAUUGCAUCUCUGAGUUUCGUGCCCAGUGUAUGUUUGUUGGAACUGUGUUUGCC